CCCGUUUGAAGGCUGUGACAAAAGACAAAGCGAGCGACAAAGCAUCGCACUGCUUUAGUCGAAUUACUUUCUGUCAGAUUUACCCUGUUGUGCAGUGUGACAGGCGCGCAGCUUCUUCUCUGGCGAUACUCUUCCUUGCGAGAUUUGCCUCUCUGACUCGUGUUCGCCCUUCCCAAACAGGUCUACAGCGUGUGUUUUAAUAGCCUACAGUUCGUCAAAGCAUUCACUGUGCCUCUGUGCCUAAUUCAUUCAUGUGUACCCUUUUAGAAGAUGGAGCUCAGUGAGCAGAACUUUGCUUCUUUGCAAAAGUAUCUUUAUGAUACCUUGAAUCCUGACGUCAAUGUCCGUAAACCAGCCGAGUCUUUCCUCGAAUCAGUGGAGGUAAAUGAAAAUUAUCCUAUGCUUCUUUUGAAGCUUCUCACAAGAGAUAAUGUUGAAAUGACUAUUCGAGUUGCCUGUGCUAUUACUUUUAAAAACUACAUCAAACGCAAUUGGAACACGGAUGAAGAUGCUAAGGACAGAAUUUCAUCUAAUGAUAGGCUGGCUAUCAAAGAAAAUAUAGUAAAUAUCAUGGUAAUGUCACCAGAAUCAAUUCAGAAGCAGCUAAGUGAUGCUGUGUCCAUUAUUGGAAAAUAUGACUUUCCUACCAAAUGGCCAAACCUUAUCACACAGAUGGUUGACAAGUUCCAGACAGGAGAUUUUUACGUAAUUAAUGGAGUGCUACACACGGCUCAUUCCAUUUUCAAGAGGUAUCGUUAUGAAUUCAAAUCCCAGGCACUUUGGACUGAGAUUAAAUUAGUGCUGGACAAUUUUGCCAAGCCGCUGACAGAUUUAUUUGUGGCUACUAUGAACCUCACAACUGUACAUGCAAACAAUAAGGAUGCUCUGAAGGUGGUCUACAGUUCUUUGUUAACUAUUAGUAAAGUCUUUUACUCUCUCAACUUCCAAGACAUACCAGAAUUUUUUGAAGACAACAUGGAAAUUUGGAUGACGAAUUUCCAUUCACUUCUUACUACUGAUGUACCAUGUUUGCGUACCGAGGAUGAUGAUGAAGCUGGUCUCCUGGAACAAAUAAGAUCUCAGAUUUGUGAUAAUGCUGGGCUUUAUGCUCAGAAAUAUGAUGAGGAAUUCCAGGCGUACCUUCCAACCUUUGUCACUGAUGUUUGGAAUUUAUUGACCAGUACCAGUCAUCUUGCCAAGUAUGAUUCGUUGGUUAGCAAUUCUUUACAAUUUUUGGCUACUGUAGCUGAUAGAUCUCACUACAGACACCUAUUUGAGGAUCCAGCGGUACUGAGCAGUAUCUGUGAAAAAGUCAUCAUUCCCAACAUGGAGUUUAGAACAUCUGAUGAGGAACUCUUUGAAGAUAAUCCAGAGGAGUACAUCAGACGAGACAUUGAGGGAUCUGAUGUGGAUACUCGUCGUAGAGCAGCAUGUGAUCUUGUAAAAGUACUUUCUCGUUACUUUGAGGAGAAAAUGAUGCAGAUAUUUGGUCAAUAUGUUCAAGCAAUGCUGCAGAAGUACUCUGAAAACCCCGGUCAAAACUGGCGCAGCAAAGAUGCAGCUCUGUACCUUGUAACUUCACUGGCUGCCAAGGGGCAGACAGAAAAACAUGGUGUAACUCAGUCCAGUCAGCUUGUCAACCUUACAGAUUUCUGUUCCCAACACAUUAUCCCAGAACUUGAAAAGCCUGAUGUCAAUGCCCUACCAGUAAUCAGAGCAGAUGCUAUCAAAUACAUCAUGAUAUUCAGGACUGUGCUUCCUCGUGAAGUUGUUGUUGGUUCUUUCCCCAAACUGAUCAGUCAUCUCUCAGCUUCAAGUGCGGUUGUUCACACUUAUGCAGCUGCUGCUAUUGAGAAAAUUUUGGCUAUUCGUGGCCUUGAUCACCAACCUCUUGUUAAAAAGGAGGAGGUAGCCCAGCUGGCUAGCAUCUUGUUGAGUUCCUUGUUCUCAGCACUGUGUCUGCCAGGUUCCUCUGAAAAUGAGUACGUCAUGAAGGCUAUUAUGCGCAGUUUUUCAUCUCUUCAAGAAAAUGUUAUACCAUACCUUGCCGAACUUCUUCCCAAACUGACUGAAAAGUUGGCAUUAGUGGCAAGAAAUCCAAGCAAGCCUCACUUCAAUCACUAUUUAUUUGAAACCAUUGGUCUCUCAAUAAGGAUUGUGUGCAAGUCAACCCCUGCAGCAGUGGCGUCAUUUGAAGAAGCAUUGUUCCCUAUCUUCCAGGGCAUUCUUUCACAAGAUGUUCAAGAAUUCAUCCCAUAUGUAUUCCAACUGCUGUCUCUUCUCCUUGAACUUCAUGAGAGUGGAACCAUCCCAGAGCCAUACAUGGUCCUCUUCCCUUGCUUGUUGGUACCUGUGUUGUGGGAUAGACCCGGCAACAUCCAUCCUUUGGUCCGCCUGCUGCGAGCAUUCAUCCACAAAGGAGCUGCUCAAAUAGCUGAGUCUCAGAAAAUUACUGGAUUGCUGGGUGUAUUCCAAAAAUUAGUAGCUUCAAAAGCAAAUGACCAUGAAGGAUUUUAUCUCAUUCAGUCUCUCAUAGAACAUCUACCAACGGAAGCAGUUUCUUCAUACCUUCGUCAGGUGUUCUUGUUGUUGUUCCAACGUCUUCAGUCUAGCAAGACAACCAAAUUUGUGAAGGGGCUUUUAGUAUUUAUGUGCUUUUAUGCUGUCAAAUACGGUGCUGCCAAUUUAAUUGAAAUGAUUGACGGAAUCCAACCACAAAUGUUUGGAAUGGUACUUGAAAAGCUCAUGAUUGUUGACAUGCAGAAAAUCAGUGGAACAGUGGAACGCAAGAUAACCGCGGUUGGGGUAACCAAAAUUCUGUGUGAAUGUCCUCAAAUGGUUGAUGGCCACUAUGCUAGGCUCUGGUCUCCUUUAUUACAAGCUUUGAUAGGACUGUUUGAGCUGCCCAAGGAUGAUUCAACCCAUCCCGAUGACCAUUUUAUUGAAGUAGAUGAUACCCCUGGCUACUCUGUGGCUUAUUCACAGCUUAACUUUGCAAAUAAACAAGAACAUGAUCCAUUGCAUGGUGUAGGGGAUGCAAGAUUAAAUCUAGCUCAGAAUCUAAGCAAGCUAUCAGUCUCUUACCCAGGCAGGCUGAAUCCUCUUCUUGCAUCAGGUCUCACUGAUACUUGCAGAGCACAUUUAAAAUCUUACUUAGAUGGUGCUAAUGUCCAAAUUGCUUAA
This is a messenger RNA of Thrips palmi, 3183 nucleotides long. RefSeq names its product exportin-2 (gene Cse1). Gene Ontology annotation, cellular component: nuclear envelope; cytosol. The transcript is spliced from 21 exons. Gene Ontology annotation, molecular function: small GTPase binding; nuclear export signal receptor activity. Bases 271 to 3183 code for a protein of 970 amino acids. Lineage: Eukaryota; Metazoa; Arthropoda; Insecta; Thysanoptera; Thripidae. The record is from RefSeq and is a predicted model, not a curated record. Gene Ontology annotation, biological process: protein export from nucleus; protein import into nucleus.